Molecule: messenger RNA, 2934 nt
Organism: Talaromyces proteolyticus
Lineage: Eukaryota; Fungi; Ascomycota; Eurotiomycetes; Eurotiales; Trichocomaceae
Product: putative secretion pathway protein Sls2/Rcy1
Exons: 3
Coding region: 219-2870 (883 amino acids)
Biological process (GO): Golgi to plasma membrane transport; exocytosis
Cellular component (GO): cytoplasm; exocyst
Molecular function (GO): protein binding
Source: RefSeq, a predicted model, not a curated record
CUUACAGAUGGCUUCAACUGCGACUCUCCUCCAGCUGUUAUUCUCACAUGAUGAUCUCGUCCUGACCCAUAACCCCCUCGACAAAUGCUUCCUGCCGAAUACAUGGCUGCCAUGAGACAAAUACCACCCGUCAGCCUUUUCCCCGCGUGAAAGGCGUCAGCAUUGGCAAUAUCGUGCCCACAACACUAUCUCACAAUUGGACUACCAAUAUAACAGACAUGUCGAAACCCAAAAAGUCCCCUUCACCCACCGGCCCUCCCCGGAGGGAUGUCCUAGCUUCACUCAAGAUGGCCUCCAUGGAGAUCCUGGUGCCUUUUCUACCGGCGGAGUUGAUGUCGCAGGUCUUAGACUAUGUCGGUCCCGUUGACCUCAUCCACGUUGCCCAGGCAUCGAAGCGCAUGCGCGAUAUGGUUUACGACGAUGCGAGAUGGGUGGUACAGUUAAAACGAAUGGACUGUUGGAACGAAGAGGAUGCUAGGAAAAAUGCAGAGAAGCAGAAUGUGGCUACAGUGUCCAAGAACAUGGGCAUUCAAUCAGGCUGGAGGCAGGACGUCCCUAUCCCAACCGGCACAAGAAGACGAUCGAGUGCUCGCAGAACUUCGACGUCCGAUGGCUUCGACCCCAUAUCAGUGUCGUCCGGCGAGAAAGCUAAGACCGAGAUCGUGACUCGAGAAAAAGACACAGAAAUUUUGAAGCACGUCAAGUCGAUACGUGGACGUGCUCGACAGGAAUAUGGCAAAGUGCAUGCUGUCCUGGCUCCUUUGUACAAUGAUAUAAUAGAGAAGGGUGGCUCGACGAGCAACUUAGUGUUUCAACAAUACCGCGACCCCGAAGACCAAGCCAAGAUGCUUGCUCAGCUUCUAAAAUUUGUGAAAAGUGACAACUCAGAUGGGUGGCCUGACCGCGAAGCACGUCUCGAAGAUGCUAUUCAAUUAUUUGAAACUGCUGCGAUCGGCGAAUUCCGGAGUGGAUACGAAGCCGACGAUAUUGAUGGACAGAUGCGCAGAUAUGCUCAUGUCUUGUGGCAUCUCAACGGUGGUCAAUCGGCCAUUGAGUGUUUCCUACGCCAUAGUAACGUGGUGACCCGAAAAUUGCAGUACGGCAGCGUAAUGGACUGUAUCGAUUCAAAUUCAGCAGAAAUUAAGCUCGAGCAUACGCAAGCAUUUUUUACACGGUUUGGGGUUGCUUACAACGAAGAAAUUUCGAAUAUAGAUCGUGCUUUUCCUCAAUCCCUAGAUGUGUUCUCCCCAUUUCUAGACAAAGUGUGCAGAGAUGUUUUAGUACCGUUUUUAACUAGCUUAUUCGACGAGCUACAUCGAGUCAAUAUAGAGGCAUACCUGAAGGCCGUCUCUGGAACGUUUGUUCAAUGUUUAAAUUUCAUGUUUGACCUGAAGAUACCGCGACAAUCCGACGAAGAGAGAGAUAACACCAUUAUACGUAUCGUUGGCGAAAUAUACGAGCCUCAUUUGGAUCUUUAUCUUGCGGAAGAACUUGAUUUUUUCCGUAGAGGCUGCGAUGCUACCGUUGGAGAAUGGGACAGACAGCUAUCAGAACAAGCGGCAUCGACUGAAUCAUUCCUUAUGUCAAAUGUAAAUAGACAGGCCGAUAAGAAGGACUUUUUGACCUCUUUCAAGAAAGUGCUCAUGAUGCCAGUGACGAUACUUCCUUUACCGACUUUUACCUCCAGAGCUCAACAAGAGGAAGAAGACGAAGCAGCCAAAGCCAGCGCCUCUGCACAUAAGGCUAUAGCUCGAUUCUCCACCGUUGCCCCUCCAGCGCCUGCUCCUCUUUCAGAAGCCCCCACAGACGAGUUAGCCGCAAAGGCAGCUUUGAUGAACACCAAACUGGAGGGUAUCAAAUCCCUUUUUAGUAUUGAGGUUGCUUUGGGUCUCGUCCACGCGGCCAAGACCAGCCUUGAACGCGCCAUUCAAUUUAUCAAAUUAGGAGGCCCUUGGGGAAAUGCCACCAAACAACAGUGUGAAAGCAUUUUCAUCUCUCUGCUAACAAUUCUUGGACACCGACAUGUCAUCGAAGGAUUUGACAAAGCAGUUGACCAUCUGUCCAACUAUCGGCCACGGGAACAAGGGGAGCGCGAUAGGAGCGGCGUAGAGCCCCUAGUCACAUUUCUCGAGCUUGUCAAUGUUGGCGACCUUAUAUUACAAAUGCUAGACGUGUUCUAUGAGCAGGAACUGAUUGCAGCGAAGCUCAUUGACCGGAGCGACUUUCUCGACCCGGCCGCAAAAGGCAAGAAAAAGUUCGAACAAAUGUUAGACGAGCGAGUUGCGUCGGGACUGAACAAAGGAAUCGACGUACUCAUGGACGAGGUCGACUAUAUUCUAGCCACAAGACAACUGACUACGGAUUUCAACCCCGACGCCGAUAUCGAUUCGGCUAGACACGCUCCUGACAUUGGCCUGAGUGUAGCCGCCACAUCGGUUGUUGAUGUUGUCUCAUCCCAUAUCUCCAUGCUUGUGGGGAGUACAGAUAAAAGCACAUUGGAUGUCUUCAACCAAGAGGUUGGGCUGAGACUGUUCGGAGCGGUCUGCAAGCAUCUCAAGCGUCAAAGGAUCAGUGUAGACGGAUCCCUCAAACUGAUCAGCGAUAUGAACCAUUACUUCACAUAUAUCGAGACGCUGAAGAACAACGAACUGCUGCUCUAUUUUAAAGCUCUCCGCGAACUGUCGCAGAUCUACCUGGUAUCUCCAUCCGAUGCAAAGGAGUUGGCAACGGUCAUUGCGGAUAAUGACCGCUUCUACGGUAUUUUCCGUGCAGAGGAAGUUUACGAGUUUGCCGAAAGGAGGGCAGACUGGUUCCAGAUUCGGCGCGACGUCGAACGAGCCAUGUACGGGGUAGGAUGUAGUGUAAUGUGAGAUAACAUUUACAUACGGUAUUUCAUGGAGAGUAUAUAUAUAUACAUAUAUUUAACGGUACAUA